UUAAACUUAUCAUGGCGGCGUACACCGUUGUACAUCUGUGACAGGACGAAACCAGCAAUAUUUCUAGAUGCGUUGAAUGUUCGUGCUUAUACUUUGUCUCAGUGGAUAUUGACUAAUUAUAUUGGAACAUGAACGUGAAUCUCCAAAGACUUUUCCACCGAUUAUGUCUAACGAUGUCACAGACACGGCCUCUCCACUUCAGUGGCAGUGGGCAGCAGCUGGAAAAGGUUGCUGAGGCAACAGCUUCAGAUGUGUCAAGUCAGCUGGCGUUCUGCAAGACUUCUGAGAGUGAUCCGAUGUUCCAUACAGAACAGCAAGUUGGUCAAUACUACACUAUCCCCUCUGCACAACUCAAGAAAGCAUUCCCUAAUGGAUUGCCCCGACGCUUCCAAAUGCAGAUAAAGACGUUCAAUGAAGCGUGUGUCAUGGUGAGGCAGCCAGGGCUGGAACUCAUCUCUUACCUGAAAAGGGCAGACUAUGCCAAACCUGCGCUACGCUACAUCCUCUUUGGAGAGGUCGGCUGUGGGAAGACCAUGUCUCUGUGCCACACACUGCAUUUCUGCUCCACUCAAGGCUGGCUAGUCCUGCAUGUACCUGAUGCUCAUUUGUGGGUCAAGAACUGUAAGGAGCUGCUGCCAUCAUCAUCCCGCCCUACUCGCCUUGAUCAACCAAUCGAGGCCUCCCAGUGGCUUAAGAAUUUUAAAAUCACUAAUGAGCAUUUUCUGUCCAAGAUAAAGACAACGCGCCGUUAUAUUUGGACAAAAAGAGAGAGCACAGAAGAAGGGCGGCCUUUGGGGGAGAUGGUUGACCACGGUAUGUCACGUGUAAAGAGCAGCAGCGAUGUAGUGGGGGCCUUGCUGCGGGAACUGAGGCUGCAGGCAGGGGGCGCCACUGAGGACGCCUUCAGAUUGGCUGUGGCUGUGGAUGGAGUCAAUGCGCUUUGGGGGAAGACUUCUCUGAAGAAGGAGGAUAAGAGUCCUGUAUCUCCAGAUGACUUAACACUUAUUCAUAACCUGAAAAAGAUGUUGAGGAAUGACUGGUGUGGGGGAGCCAUUCUCACAACGCUCUCUCAGACAGGGUCUCUGUUCAAACCUCGCUCAGCCUAUCUUCCCACGGAGCUGCUGGGAGAGGAGGGAUUUGAUAACAUGGAUCCUUUUGUGCCGAUACCUGUUUCCAACUACAGCGAUAAGGAGUUUGAGAGCUGUUACCUGUACUACAUGGACCGGAACUGGCUCCAGCAUCCUCACAGCCGAACAGAAGAGGGAAGGAAAGAACUCCUUUUCCUCAGCAGCAGAAAUCCAUCUAUCCUAGAAAGAUUGUGUUCCUUCCUGUAAUAAAUCUAUCUCGCUCUCGCUCUCUUUCUCGCUCUAUCAGAUAAUACAUGCAAGGAAUCAUGUGCAACUGAUGCCUUCAAUAAUAAAAAUCUUUUGGGAUAAA
Molecule: messenger RNA, 1437 nt
Organism: Electrophorus electricus (electric eel)
Lineage: Eukaryota; Metazoa; Chordata; Actinopteri; Gymnotiformes; Gymnotidae
Gene: dap3
Product: death associated protein 3
Biological process (GO): apoptotic process
Cellular component (GO): mitochondrial ribosome; mitochondrial small ribosomal subunit
Molecular function (GO): structural constituent of ribosome
Source: RefSeq, a predicted model, not a curated record